Molecule: messenger RNA, 1410 nt
Organism: Stylonychia lemnae
Lineage: Eukaryota; Ciliophora; Spirotrichea; Sporadotrichida; Oxytrichidae
Source: the annotation of a GenBank genome assembly
AUGACCAGUAAGCAGAUGCUUAAAAUGGAAAAAUCACUUUAAAAGUCAGCUCUGUUCAAAGACUUCAAUGAGAAAAUUUUGAUGUAUAUACUUGAACCCAUCAAUGUGAUUACAAUUUCUUUUCUAAGAGGAGUUUGUAAGAAGUUUAACUACAUUAUAUGCAAGAAAUCAAAUGAGUUCAACUACUUCGAUUCUCUCAAUAUCGUUUCAUCAAUUACAAACAUUCACCUGCUCAAGAUUUUGCAGAAGUUCUCAAACAUCUAGACUUUUAAAAUUCAACCUAAGAUCACGACCUCAGAGCUCUCAAGGUUUCUAGACAUCAUUAGACCCACAAUAAAGGAAUUCUCAACUCAAGACUCUCAUAUAGAUUUCUCUAAGCUGUUUAGAACAAUCAAACUGCCUAGCUUGUAGAGAUUCAUUUUCUCUAACACUAAGAAGAUUAUUCAAGAUGUUGAUAUCAGAUCUCUGGUUGAGGGUUGCCCGAACCUUACUUACUUAGAUCUUUCUAAUGUCCCAUCAAUAGACAAUAGAUUAAUUUCAAAGGCAUUAGAGAAGUUACCAAAACUAGAGACUUUUAUACUACUCAAAAAUGUGAACAUCAACUAUGAAAUAUUCUUGGUUUUAUCUCUUAAUUGUCCAGUUCUGAAACACUUAGAGAUUGGAGGAUUGUCAAAUGAAUUUAAUAAUAACAUCACUUAUGAAGGUAUUGAGAGCUUAACCAAAUUGAAAUCUAGACUAAGAAAGAUUAAAUUCGAGUACUGUGGUAAGAUUGGAGAUAUGAGUAUCUAAACACUUGUUUAGCACUUCGGUUCAAGUUUAGAGGAAUUCUCAGUCAUCAGAAACUAUUUUGAAAAAGUUGCGAAAAUAAGUGAUGAUUGUCUAAAGGUAUUCCAGCAUGCCCCUAAUCUAAGGAAGCUUGAAAUCGUGUAUUCUAGAAAAUUUGAUGAAAAUAUCGCCAUAUAUCUAUCAAAGUACUUUACUAAUUUGCGUAUUCUGAAUCUUUCAGGUUGUCCAAUUCAAGUUAGUCUUGAACCUCUUAAUUAUGGUUGCCCUUAUCUUGAUGAGCUCAAUCUAUCAGGUGAUUCUUGGGUCAAGAAAAUAUGCUUACUAGGAGUUGCUAAACAUAAGAAUCUAUCAGUGUUUCAUCUAGGCCACUUUGAACACUCUGAUUUCAAAUGCCAAAGUGUGGCUUGUGAAUUUCCACCUAAAGGUUUCUAUAUUGCUGGUCUUUUUGAAAAGCCAGAUAACUUUGUAAACUUAAAAAUUCUAUACUUGGAAGAAAAUUGCGAUCUCAGUGAUUUCUUAGUUGAGAAGAUUAGCAAGAUUAGAAACAGGCUUUUGAUUAGAUUCAAUAGAAAUGAAAGUCUCAUCGGAGAAAGUCUAGACAUUAAUGAUGACGAAAAUGACUGA